AUGGUUCUGGACUUGGAUCGCAUUUGGUGGAAAAUCCGUGGCGCCGUGGAUUCUUAUGUCGAUGAGGCAGAGAACGAAAUCAACAGCUUCGAGUCCGGAUCACAGGCGAUGGCGAACUACCAGCAGUGUUCCAUGGACUUCGCCAGCUUGCUUUCCAUCUACAGGCAAACCAUGGCGGUCACCGACAGCUCCCACAGGGCGCUCAAGAAGACUUGGCGGCUGUGUUCGAACCUCAUGGGCGAGCUGGCGUCCCACUUGGACGACGGAGAGGCUUUCGUCACCUUCCUCCAGCAAGAAGGCUGUGCGUCCCGUUUGGCCUUCGAGACAUUGGAGCAGGUCCGAGACGUCAUGGGCAGCUUGAGGAUGCUCUACCAUCGCUUCGCCGUUUCGGGCCUGGCCUCACCAGAGCUGAGCCUUGUGGAAUCCACGGUCGAUCGCAUCAAGAGGAGCUGGUCAAGCGCACAGGCGGCUGUCUGCAAUCGCACCGGACAGCUUCCCAUGUGGUACAUGAUGCCUCUGGACACGGAGAAAGCCCUGGAGCAGAUGGAAGCAAUGACUCCGUAG
Molecule: messenger RNA, 564 nt
Organism: Symbiodinium sp. CCMP2592
Lineage: Eukaryota; Dinophyceae; Suessiales; Symbiodiniaceae
Source: the annotation of a GenBank genome assembly